Molecule: messenger RNA, 948 nt
Organism: Alternaria triticimaculans
Lineage: Eukaryota; Fungi; Ascomycota; Dothideomycetes; Pleosporales; Pleosporaceae
Exons: 2
Coding region: 1-948 (315 amino acids)
Source: RefSeq, a predicted model, not a curated record
AUGGUACCAGAGGACUUCGACACAACCUGGGCGUCAUCACAUCUUCCGCAUAAAUAUGGCGGUCUCAAGGUCUGUUACAUUGAACAGAUCCUCGAGCCCACCAUGUUACCGACAAGGACAGAGACUACCGGGAGGACAUUUGACAGAUCAUCACUCGUACCCUUAGGCACACCGGGCUCAUCUCCGGCCGCACGCUCGUCAGCUCAAUCCCUCACAAACAGACCGUCGCUAAAGCUGAACGACUUUGUAGAGGCCCGCCCGAAAUCUAACCACCGAAAUGAGAAAUUUUCUGGACGCGUGGCGCUCAAAUGCGGAACGAUCCACCAAAGCUUUGACCAGGAAGCGAGAAUUUAUCCGAACGGCUUCAACCACGACAUCACUCUCAUCAAACCCGCGCAUCGGACUUUGGUGAAAGAUGUCGCGUCCCCUAUCAGCGGUAUCGGUUGGCUCAACCACGAUUCGUGGAUUUCGCUCCGCCAGCAGACGACAACCAUCAAGAUCUUAGCUGAUGCCGAAAGCUCAGAGUCCGCGAGAGGCUCACAGGCAGCAAAAAGCAUCAAAUGCAGUCGUCCAUCAGACAUCCUUGUGGUAGGCGAAGGCAUCUUCCUGAACCAGAAAGCUGCAGCGGGCAAUUCGAAGAGUCUCAAACACCACGAUGCGGCAACAUGGAAGGAUCUCGUGUCACGCGCAAUCCUGUACCGUGUCUAUCCUGAUUUCGACCCACCGAACGGCCAUAGCGGCACUGCACUUUAUGCGGAUGGAACGAGGACCGAUGGAACCGAAGGCCCAGGUGUCGUAGGCUUCCAAAGCUUUGUACAGCGCAGUGGUCAUGUGCAGAAUUUCGAGAUGGAAGGUGAUGCACUGGAGCGGCGAUUAAGAGCUGGCAGAGUUGCGUUCUAUGGAGCGUUCGAAGUCCCCGCCGAACUCAAGAAGUACCAUAUAUACUGA